AUGGCUGUCGCUCAGGUCAACGGCAACAUCGAGGGCUCUGCUGCCCCUCAAUCUGCUUUCCUCCAGCACCUCCUCAACUAUCCCCUCAUCUCCGACAGCGUCAACACCGUCUCCAGCACCGUGCAUUCCAACAGCUACGCCCAGCGCUCCCUCAAGCUUGGUGACUCGGCCUAUAAGACCUUUGCCGCGCCCUUCCUGCCCUACUUCUCCAAACCCUACCAGUACGUCUCGCCGUACGUGCAGCGCGCCGACUCCCUCGGCGACAAGACCCUUGCCCGCAUCGACGAGACCUUCCCCAUCGUCAAGAAGCCCACUGCCGAGCUCUACAGCGACGCCAAGGCUCUCGUCUUCCUGCCCUACAACAAGGGCCUCGAGGGCCGCGACCACGUCUUCGAAGUCUACAACGCCGAGGCGAAGAAGCAGGCUGAGAAGGGCUACCUGGGACAGGGCAAGGCCGCCGUCGCCACCUUGUUCCAGGUCAGCAACGAGACGCUCGCUUUCGCCAGCAGCUACGUCGCUGUCAAGAAGGCCGAAGUCACCCAGGAGGUUAAGGAGAAGAUCAACCAUGCUUGCCGGUUGUUGAUUGGUACCCGUCUUUCUGUUGUGGCUACCCUCUUUUGCAGCUGCCGCUUGUCUGCAACAAACUCUGGUCUUUGGCUGGCGCGGUCUGGAAAACAUGACUUCUUGGCUCGAAAACAGGCGCACAACGCAUUCGGUCUAUUUGUUCUUACUGUUUUCAAAUUGCAUGAAAUGGCGAUGACUUGGAUGACGCAAUAA
This is a messenger RNA of Cordyceps militaris CM01, 777 nucleotides long. Its product is annotated as perilipin-like protein MPL1. Bases 1 to 777 code for a protein of 258 amino acids. The transcript has 3 exons. The record is from RefSeq and is a predicted model, not a curated record. NCBI's taxonomy places the organism in Eukaryota, Fungi, Ascomycota, Sordariomycetes, Hypocreales, Cordycipitaceae.